AUGCCUUUUCAUCGUGGAGACAAAAGCGGUCAUUUUGAUGCCAACCAGAAUAACUUUAACCUGACUGAUCCAGGUUUUGGACCUAGUCCAGCUGGUUUCGAUGAUCGCAUGGAUCCUCGAUACGGUAAUAUGAAUUCAAACUAUUCCAGAGGAAUGCCGGGAAACUUUGGAGGAAAUGGGAUGUACGGACAGGAUAGUUAUAACCGACAACCUGGAUAUGAAGGCUGGAAUACGGGAAGGAGACAUAAUAAUGGCUCGGAUUCGGAUGACUCUGACAUAGAUAGACGUAAUUACAGAGGUUCAGCACCGGGUUGGAAUCAGGGACGACAUGGUUCACACUCAAAUCGUCGAAACCAUUCUAGCGAUCGUGGUUCAAGUUCGGAUGAAGGAAGGCGUAACAGACUAUCUAUCAGCACCGACGAUCGAUUUAACGUUUGA
Messenger RNA from Schistosoma turkestanicum, 438 nucleotides. Lineage: Eukaryota; Metazoa; Platyhelminthes; Trematoda; Strigeidida; Schistosomatidae. The record is from the annotation of a GenBank genome assembly.